Molecule: messenger RNA, 2139 nt
Organism: Rhodotorula toruloides NP11
Lineage: Eukaryota; Fungi; Basidiomycota; Microbotryomycetes; Sporidiobolales; Sporidiobolaceae
Product: major sperm protein
Exons: 6
Coding region: 1-2139 (712 amino acids)
Source: RefSeq, a predicted model, not a curated record
AUGGCGACCGCCGCGAGCCUCCGCGCGCGCAAGGACCAAAUCGUCGAGCAGUACCGCGAUCACGCCGACCUCGUCCGCGACGUCCAGAAGCAGGCGCUCGCAGAGGUGCUGCCCUCGCUCCGGGACGAGUUCGCACUCGAUGAGGACGCGGUCGCAGCGGGGACGGCGUUGCUGGAGGAUCGAGUCACCGUCUUCCGCUUCUGCCGCCGCGCCCGCUUCUCCCCCACCGCAGCCUUGAAGCUCCUUCAUGCGACGUGCCACUGGCGCUUGACCUCUCACCUGCGCCACCUCAGCCCCGCGUCAAUCCACUCGAUCUACCUCACCAAGCCGCUCUUCUUCUUCCACCCGUCCCUCGUCGACCGGUUUGGCCGUCCCUGCGCUGUACUCAACUUGAAGUACGUCCAGCGGACGGAGGAUGGACGGCUUGAUGCCCUGAAGGAGUUUGUGAGGCUUGGGUGGGAGGUCGGGAGGAGGUACUUGUCGGACAUGAGCCGGAGAGCGGGAGACGACCAGGACCCGAAGCUGCAGAUGGUCGUGAUUGUCGACCUCGACGGCGCCGGCAUGUCGAACCUGGAAGUCGAGCUACUCCCUUUCUUCCUCGACCUGCUCAAGAACCAUUUCCCCGGGAUGGUCGGAGCCAUCUUCGUUUUGAACUAUGGCUGGGCGUACGCCGGCAUGUGGCAGCUCGCCAAGCGCGUCUUGCCGAACACGGCGCUCGAGCGGAUCUUGUUCCCGAGCAAGGAGGAGCUGCUCGAGUUCUUUGACGAAGACCAUCUGCUCGUCGAACAUGGCGGGAACGUCAAGUACGACUACACGCCUGCCAACCCGAUCCUCGACAAGUACGGCCGACUACCACACCUCACCACCUCAACCGCCUCCUCAGCGUACCCCUCACCCGGCCCGACACCCUCCGCAUCGUCCGCCUCGCUGCACGGCGAAGUCUUCCACUCUGCUCCUCCUUCUCGACCCAUCACUCCCGCCAUGUCACGCCGACAAAGCGGUCUCGUCAUGACCGCCGCCAGCUCAAAAGCCGAAUCGAGCGGGUCAUCCGGCUGGUUCGGGUUUGGGCGUCGCCCGCCGCCUCAGAGCGAAGGCAGUCCAAGCGGUUUGCGGCGCGUGCGGAGUCUCGCCGAGUUGCACAAAAAGCUCGAGCAGACUCAGCGCGAGAUUGACGAUGACGACUCGCUGAGCGAGGAGCAGUCUGAGUAUGGAGCGGGAGACGGCGGGAGCGCGGAUGGCGAGCAGGGGGAGUCGUUCGGGCCGGAUUCGUCGAGAGGGCCCUCGACUGUCGCGUCGGGACGGAGCUCGAGGUUUUCGUCGAGAGCCGGGUCGAGGGUGCAAUCCAGGACGGUGUCGAGGUCCGUCUCGAGGGAGGCGUCGCCGUCGAGACGGCGGAGCGUCGAGCCGCUCACAACGGCGGGCGGUGGCGGUGUCGGCGACAUGCACAUGAUGUCCCCUUACAACGCUUCGAACCCGCAUUUCGGUUACCCCGCCUACGUUCCUCCAUCUUCGCUCGAUCCCUACGGCAUUCCAAGACCACACCACUACCGACGCCGAAAACGCGACCUCGUCCGCACGCUCACCUACCUCGCCGCGCUUCGCUUCCUCGCCCUCCACCGAGCCAUUCAGUACCGCCUCAACCUCAUAGUCGCGAUGCUGUUCCGCAUCACUGGACUCGGAUGGUGGCAGGCGCGAAAAGCGAGGGCCAAGGCGUUCGAGGCUGCUCGCGCGGCGGGCGGAGCGGGUCCGGUACCCGACAAGAAGGUCCACUGGGUCGCGAGCAACAACGGUUCGCCCGCCUCGUCCAACUCGUCUUCCUCGACCUCGAUCGCGUCCAUCGUCCCUCCCGCUCCGCACGAACAUCAUCACUCGCACGCGCAUCCUUCAGCUGUCGCCAUCCCCGCCCAGUCUUCCUACUUCAUCGACAUCGACCCGUCGAUCUUCUACCUCUCCGUCCUGUUCCUCAUCAUCCGUACGCCGAGGCGAAGGGAAAAGCUCAAAGCGCUGUGUCGAUUCUUGGCGGUUGGAGCGCCGAGCUGGACUUUGGCGAAGGGCAGGGAGGGGGCGCUGAUGGCGCUGCUUGGACGGGAGAAGGCGCGGACGCUGCUGGAGCAGGAGCGGGUGGCCAGAGGAGCGUGA